AUGAAUGUGUUUUGUUUAUUGAUGUUCCUGCAGUUAAAAGGUUACCAUUCAGUAGGUAGCAAUCCUAUUUUGUUAUAUUCAACGGCAUCAGAUAUACGAGUUGUGAACACAUCUCAACUUGGCAAAGUGAAUACCAUAGUCAAAGAUCUGGAACAGGGGUCCGCAGUUGAUUUCCUUCACUGUAAGGACCUUAUAUGCUGGUCAGAUCAGACUGCAGAAUUGAUACAGUGCAUGAGUUAUAAUGAAACACAUUUAGGAGAUAAAAUUAGGAUAGUUUCAGAAGGAUUAAUUACACCAACUGGCAUUGCAAUAGACUGGUAUACAGACAAGAUAUACUGGACCGAUGGAGAGACAAAUAAAAUAGAAGUUAUUAGUAUAGAACAUAAAUAUAGAAAAGUUCUAUUCUGGUCAGAAGUUGAUUUAGCUAGAGCUAUUGCUGUUGUUCCUAAAGAAGGAUUAAUGUUCUGGACAGACUGGGGUGAAAUACCCAAAAUAGAACGAGCUGGAAUGAAUGGUGAUCCAACAACACGAAAAGUUAUAGUGAAAGAAAAUAUUUUUUGGCCGAACGGCAUUACAAUAGAUUAUGACAAAAACCUAAUAUAUUGGGUGGAUGCUAAACUACAUUUUGUAGAUGUUAUGGAUUUUAAUGGUGGUAAUAGAAAAAGUGUUGUCACCGUUGGCCUGGUAUACCCGUAUGCCUUGACAUUUGUUGAUAAUAAACUAUACUGGACUGAUUGGAAAACAUGGUCAAUGCAUACUUGGGAUAUGUCAUCAAAUGGUCCGAUGAAGGAGCUUAUAAAGUCUGAUCCAGUCCCUGUGGAUGUUAAAGUGUAUGAUGGCAAGAGACAGGUGAUGCCCACUGGUGACUAUCCUUGCAAAGUUAACAAUGGAGGUUGUUCACAUUUGUGCCUUUUAUCUCCAAAUCCACCAGGAUAUGAAUGUGCCUGUCCAACAGGCUCAAAGUUAAUAGAAAGUAGCAAUACUACUUGUUACAAUGGUCCUCAAUCGUUGCUCGUCGUAGCGCAACGUUCGGCUAUAUCCAAGAUAUCUUUAGAUUCACCUGACUUCACACCAUACACAUUGCCGCUAAAGGACUUGAAGAGAGCCCUAACUGUGGAUUUCGAUCCUAAGUAUGAAUAUAUUUAUUGGGCUGAUAGCUUGGCAAAAACAAUAUCACGUGCGCGUCUAGACGGUAGUGAACAAACGGUGGUCAUUCACAGCAGUGGAGUCCCUGACAGUAUCGCGAUCGAUCCGUUAGCAAGGAAUAUCUAUUGGACUGAUCCUGUAACUGACACUAUCAAUGUAGCAAGACUCGAUGGUAGCUCUAAGAAGGUGAUAAUCCACAAUGAGUUGUACAAUCCUCGAGCAAUUGCAUUACACCCUACAGCAGGCUGGAUGUUCUGGUCAGACUGGAAUGAGAAGAAACCUAAAAUAGAAAGAGCUAAUUUGGAUGGUAGUGGAAGAAUCUUGUUAAUAUCAGAGAAACUGACUUGGCCUAAUGGCAUCGCUCUUGAUACUGUUAAGAAUAAACUAUAUUGGGGUGAUGCUAGAACUCACAAAAUUGAGAUGUCCAACAUGGAUGGAACGGAAAGACGAGAGCUACACAGUAGUGAAAUAAUACACAUUUUUGGACUUACACUACUUGGAGAGCAUCUGUAUUGGACUGAUAUGCAAAAACGGACUUUAGAUAGGAUCAACAAGAAUACUGGCUUAGAACGACAGCCUGUAGUGGAACAAAUGGCAAAUAUGAUGGGAGUUAAAGCAUUUAAACUUGGCCAAUCAUAUGGAUGGAACAAGUGUGUGGAGAACAAUGGCGGCUGUUCGCAUCUAUGUUUCAAUACACCUAAACACUACGUGUGCACCUGUCCUUUAGGUUUAGAACUAAGUAAAGAUGGAAGCACGUGCAAGGAACCAGAGGCAUUUUUAAUAUACAGUCGUAAGAACGUUAUUGGCCACAUAAGUAUUGAGAACGAAAAUACUGAUGCCGUACUGCCACUCAAAGAUCUGAAAGAUGUCAGCGCGUUGGCCGUACAUGUAUCUGGAUCUAAGAUAUACUGGUCAGACAGCAAAACAAAAACUAUUAACAGGUGUUCUGUAAAUGGUUCUAAUAUGGAGAAAGUUCUCGAGUCGAUGGGUUUAGUAGAAGGCCUAGCAAUUGAUUGGUCAGGACAGAAUAUUUACUGGACAGACACUGCAACACAGCGCAUCGAAGUAGCCCGACUGGACGGCUCCAGCCGAAGGGCAUUGAUAUGGCAGGGGCUUAAGAAACCUAAAAGCAUUGCACUGGACCCCAAGAAAGGAUAUAUGUACUGGUCAGAGUUGGGUUCAAAGACGAUAAAACGUGCAGGCAUGGAUGGUUCCUCUCCUACUAUUAUUCUAGAACAAGUCGGCAAAGUUCAUUCUCUUGCUAUUGACUAUGAAAAUCGUGGCAUAUACUGGGCCGCGCUGGACCCGCCCGCAAUAGAGUUCGCGUUCUUAAAUGGUACCGGAAGGAAAAUUCUAGUCAAUAAUGUGUCGAUGCCUUAUACUUUGACAUUGCAUAACGAUCGAAUUUAUUGGGGUGAUUGGGACACAGGCAUCGUAGAAUCGGCAUCGAAAGCAGACGGCAGAUCUCGCAAGGCGAUCCACAGCGGCGUGGAGUACAUAUCGGAGCUGAAGGUGUGGGGCCGGCGGCGCCAGGCGGCGACGCAGUGCGGCGCGGACAACGGCGGCUGCGCGCACCUGUGCCUCGCCGCGCCGCCCGACUACCGCUGCGCCUGCCCCGCGCACUACCGCCUGCGCGCCGACAACCUCACCUGCGCCGAACCUGAAGAGUUUCUACUAUUCGCCCAAAAGAACGCGAUUGGCAGAAUAGUAGUUGCCAAUGGAGAAUGUUAUGAUGCUUAUAUUCCUCUGACGGGGCUCAAAAAUGUUAAGACAAUUGAUUACGACCCUGUUAAUAAGCAUCUGUACUGGAUGGAUGAAGACUCCCACUCAAUCCACAGAGUACCAAUAUCAUAUUCGACCACAUCUGCAGUGAACGAUGCUACUACCGUGAUCACGGGCCUCACUAGACCUUUCCAAAUGGUCCUAGACGUACUUGGACGAGCUUUGUAUUGGACAUGUGCUGAUACGGAUUCCAUUAAUGCAACUUCUAUUGACAAUAAUUCAUCCUCCGGAGUGAUACUCCGAGGCGAUAAUAUGAUGCCUCGACAUUUGGCUUUCCAUCAGACUAAAAGAUUUCUCAUAUGGACCGACGCGGGUCUCGGUGUAAUUAUGCGAGCAAACGUGGACGGGACGUCACGAAUGGAACUGGCUCGAGCGAGCAACGCGACCGCCCUCACUAUCGACCAGACCACCGGCACCGUCUACUGGGCUGUCAAUCGACAAAUACAUGCCGUAGAUCUCGACGCUUCUAACAAACGUAUAGUAUGGCAGGGAGGUUGGGCCGGCACGCUAGCCACGUACGGCGGGUGGGUGUACUUCAGCGGGGGCGAGCGCGCGCUCAUGCGCGUUCCGCUGACGAGACGCGACGCGCCCGCCGCGCCCGUCCCGCACGUCGCCAGGCUCGUGGCCGCCAGACACGUACACAAGGUGAACCGCGAGCACCCGUGCUUCAACGGCGGCAGCUGCGGCGGCGAGGCGGGCGCGUGCGGCGCGGGCGGCGCGUGCGGCUGCGCUCUGCGCUGCGCCGCCAGCGCGCCGCGCGCCUGCGAGCCGCACCGCUUCCUGUGCGACGCCGCCGCGCCCGAGCCCACCUGCAUACCGCACCACUGGAAAUGCGACGGACAAAAAGAUUGCGAGAACGGUGCAGACGAAACGGAGUGCGGGGCCUGCGCGGCGGGGCUGCGGUGCGCCGACGGCGAGUGCGCGCCCACGCUGGGCGCCUGCAGCACCGGCGCCUACUGCGAGCAGGCGCCGCUGCCAGAGGCCUUCCGAUGCGAUGAGAGAUUAUGUCUCGCCCAGAGUCUUCUCUGUGACCAGCGAAUCCACUGCGAAGACGGAUCAGACGAAGCACCUGCUACUUGUGGAUACGCUCAAAAAGACCAGGUGGUGAGCGGAGCGCGCCAGUCGAACGCGUUCGUGGUGUGCAGCCUGGUGGUGGGCGCGGCGGCGGGGCUGGGCGGCGCGUGGGCCGCGCUGCGCCGCUGGAGGCGCGGCGCCCGCCCGCCGGCGCCGCGCCGCGCCUCGCCACUGUCGCCGCUGCGCGCCGUGCCGCCCGCCGCGCGCGCCCUGUGCCCCAAGCGCGCGCCCGAGCGCACCGCCCUCAGCGAACGGGCGCGCCCUCUCGGCGCCAGCGCUAGCGCCAGCGCCACCGCCACCGAGACGUCGGACAGCAGCUGCGCUCGCUACCCGCGGCCCACGGCGAACCCGCCGCCGUCGCCGGCCACGGGCAGCGACGGCGGAGGCGCGGCGCCGCGCCGGCGCGCCUACCGGCACUACCGCGCCAUGAACCGGCCGCCGCCUCCCACGCCCGCGUCGACGGACGCGUGCGAGUCCGAGCCGGAGCCGGCCGCGCGUGCUCCUCCGCCGUCGCCGGUGCCGUCGCCCGAACCGACCGUCUUCCGUUGA
Messenger RNA from Arctia plantaginis, 4551 nucleotides. The record is from the annotation of a GenBank genome assembly. NCBI's taxonomy places the organism in Eukaryota, Metazoa, Arthropoda, Insecta, Lepidoptera, Erebidae.